Molecule: messenger RNA, 3046 nt
Organism: Musa acuminata AAA Group (dessert banana)
Lineage: Eukaryota; Viridiplantae; Streptophyta; Magnoliopsida; Zingiberales; Musaceae
Product: ACT domain-containing protein ACR8
Exons: 8
Coding region: 58-1395 (445 amino acids)
Source: RefSeq, a predicted model, not a curated record
UGUCCUCCCCGUCCUCUUGCCGGAGAUAUUGCUGUGAAAAGCGGAGCAACAGGGGUUAUGGAGAAGCCGGCGUAUUUGGAUGAGUACGAGAAGCUCGUCAUCAGGAUGAACACUCCUAAGGUCGUCAUCGACAAUGCUGUUUGCCCGAUCGCAACUCUCGUCAAGGUUGACAGCGCGUCGAGGAAGCACGGCGUUCUCCUCGAAGCCAUCCAUGUCCUAACCGACCUCAACCUCUCUGUCAAGAAGGCCUACAUCUCCUCCGAUGGCCGCUGGUUCAUGGACGUCUUCCACGUCACCGACCAGUUCGGCAACAAGCUCACCGAUGACAGCGUCAUCUCCUACCUCGAGCAGUCUUUGGACACGGGGAACCCGGAAAUCAACAUAAGCCACCGCUGCGAAGGGCUCACGGCCUUGGAGCUGACGGGGACGGACCGCCCGGGCCUCCUCUCCGAAGUCUUCGCCGUGCUUGCCGACCUUCAAUGCGACGUGGUGGAGGCCACGGUGUGGACGCACGACGGCCGCGUCGCGUGCAUCCUCUUCCUCAAGGACCAGCUCUCCGGCUCGCCCCUCGAUGAUGCGCAGAGGAUCCACCGCAUCGAGUCCCGCCUCCGCCACGUCCUCAAGGGCGACCAUGGCGUCCGCAGCGGCAAGACGGCUGUCACCUCCAUGGCCGUCGCCCACCCCGACAGUCGACUCCACCAGCUGAUGCUCGCCGACCGAGACUACGACCGCUGUCCAUCGGCUCCUGCCUCAUCAACCUUCGUCUCGGUCCAGAACUGGGACGAGCGUGGCUACUCCGUCGUCAACGUGCAGUGUCGCGACCGACCGAAGCUGCUGUUCGACAUCGUGUGGACGCUAACGGACAUGCAGUAUGUAGUGUUUCACGGCACCAUCGACACUGAUGGUGAUUCAGCUCAUCAGGAGUUCUACAUAAGGCAUAAGAAUGGUAGCCCCAUCGAUUCAGAAGCUGAGAGGCACCGAGUGAUCCAAUGCUUGCAAGCCGCCAUCGAAAGGAGAGCAUCAGAGGGCACGAGAUUGGAACUUUGCAUCGAGGACCGGCCGGGGCUCCUUUCCGAUGUAACCCGAACCUUCCGGGAGAACGGGCUUCUGGUGACGAGAGCAGAGGCGUCGACGAAAGGCGACAUGGCGUCGGAUGUCUUCUACGUGACGGACGCCGCCGGGCAAGCCGCGGAUCCCAAGGCGAUCGAGGCCGUCCGACUGAGGAUUGGUUUUGAUCACCUCAAGGUGAAGGAGGAGCAACGGCCGCGAUUCUGCCGCAAGGAGUCAACCGACAGGGAAGCAUCUCUGGGAGGUGUCGGCACUGGGUUGUUCUACCUGGGCAGUUUAGUUAGGAGAAACCUGUACAACUUGGGGUUGAUCAAGUCAUGUUCUUAGCUUCCUGGUCUGUAUGCACCACCAGUUGGUGGCUUCUCAACCUUAGGGUUUUGUACGUAACGGGAAGGGAAGUGAGAAAUCGAAGAUUCCAUGUAUAUUUUCAUGCUUUGGGGUCAAUUCCUUGCCGACCGUUGGUCAACCUUUCAACGCUCUCUACGCCUCCGACAACACGACAACAUAAAUCUUACGCGGCGUGCCCAAACGACAACAUGGCUGAACCAACACGGAAAAUCUCCAGGGUUACGUAAGCCCGUAAUGCGGACCUAGUUAGCGUGGGUCACACCGAGAUCUGGUGUGCCAAAGGCUACGCUACAUCCAGUCCCGAAAAUUUCUAUGGCUGAUUCAGUUGGAUUCCGUCCAGGCGAUGCCACCUAUGCAAUGCUGACAUCAUCCUAUCCUCUCAUCAAAUCAUAUUUCCUUGUUUUUCUAACAAAUAAUAACAUUUCAGUUCCCGGUUCGGUAUAUUUCGAUUUUUGUAACGCUAAUCAUUAAAAUAAUCGAGUUGUUAUAUCAUAUUUAUUAGUAUUAUGUCUUUCUUUUACAUUUCUCACCCGACUUUUGCAGUUCCAAUAAUAAUUUCUUCUCUCUCUCAUCCUCUCUUGCUUGCUUUCUUCCACUUCUUGAUUUUGUUGUCGUCUGAAAUCUUCACUCUCGUGUCUUCCUUUUGUUCCUCUUUUUGUUUUUAUUGUCGUCUGAAAUCGGCAGCAAUCCAUAUCGAUUAGAAGAGGCAUGAAAAAUUAGCGAAGAAUUUUCAACGAAAUCUCUGUUCCUUUUUCUUAUUUUAAUUUUUGCUGCAGUGGAGCUCGUGGUGGUGACCUCCGAUGGCGAGAGCUGGAAGGAACCCUAAAGAUCGGAACCCGGCGGGCGAAGGAGAGCUCCUUCCAGCCUCGUCUGCAGGUUCUUUCAGUGUUUCUUGAGGUUCAUCUACGCAUGGAGACCAGGGAAGGAGCGUUAACUUCUCCAGCCAUGGCGGCGGCCAACGCGUCAGGGAGAUACCAUCCUCCACCGCCGCCUCGCAAGGGAGGAGAAUCUUGCUGGCGAUACCGGUGGGUUACCUGCCGUGGGAGGCGGUUCCGCCGGCGAGAGUCGCGGUCGGGCCGGUCACGGAGCCGAUAAAGCAGAAGAGGGGGCGGCCGAGGAAGUAUGGGCCGGACGGGAACCUGCUGCGGCCGCUGAACCCGAUGCCGAUCUUGGCGUCCGUGCCGACAGGCGUCGAGUACACGUCGGCGGCCGCGGUUCGGCGAUGAAGCGGGGUAGAGGGCGGCCAACGGGUUCGGUGAGCAAGACACCACACUACCGGCUAGCGAUGGAGUCUUUAGGAGAGAUGGUGGUUUGCUCUGCUGGUGCCAAUUUCACACCUCAUGUCAUCAAUGUUUCUUCUGGAUGUUACCAUGAAGAUCAUAUCCUUUUUACAACAAGGACCUUGAGCUAUUUGUGUUUUAUCUGCUAAUGGCGUUAUCUUGAAUGUUCCACUACGUCAACCCGAUUCAAGUGGCGGAACAUUAACUUAUGAGGUCUGUGUAUCUCCUCACGUAGCAGGAUGUUCUUUGAUUUCUUUAGUCUGGUUAAUUGUUAAAUACUGUAGAGAUGAUCCAAAAGUUUUUCUUGCACAUAUUCCUGGUUGUGCUAUACUAAUAGAAUUUAGCUGUCA